Messenger RNA from Exserohilum turcica Et28A, 1188 nucleotides. RefSeq lists its product as uncharacterized. NCBI's taxonomy places the organism in Eukaryota, Fungi, Ascomycota, Dothideomycetes, Pleosporales, Pleosporaceae. The transcript has 3 exons. The coding region runs from base 1 to 1188 and encodes 395 amino acids. The record is from RefSeq and is a predicted model, not a curated record.
AUGGACAAUGACCGCCGGCCACGGCAUACUCCCUCAGGUUACGCGAGCCAGCAAGGCACGCUCCUUCCACCACAGACAUCGUAUCCAGUGGUAAGCGCUCCCGAUCGCUUCAGGCAGCCGCCCUUGACAGCGCCUGCCCCGCCUACCUCUCUCCCCCCGUCUGGCAGUCGCGCCAGCGCGCAGGGUUACGGUUACGCUUACGGUGAAGGCGCACAGUUUGGCUCGUCGAUUCAGCCCUCGAAUGUAUCCUAUGGCGCGCAAGACUAUGCCGCCGACCAGCAACAGCAGGCGCAGCGUACGCCCCAACAAUACUCGCCCUAUGGCCAGAACAUCAUGUACAGCGUCCCUAGUGGCCAGGCCUCGGCGACGGCCUCGUCGCAGUAUGAGCCUGUGGAACAGUACCAGCAAAACAGGGACUCGGCUAUCCAGGUGCUAAGCACCGGCUUUGGCGUUGCACAGCCGCAGUACUAUGAAGGCGGGCCCACGAGCGCGCCCGCCUCUGCCAUUGCCUCGCAGAGCGUCCCCUCGCAGUAUCCCUCUCUCGCAUAUUCAGCCUCGCAGACGCAGGUCGGACGAGAAGCCCUCGCGCCUCCCUACAGCGCGGCUGGCAUGACGGAACCUCACCAGGCGCCCUCGCAGGCGGGCUACUCGCAGGGUAGCUACAGCGAGACGCAGGCCAACAGCGGAAACGACUACGACGACUUUUACCGAACCUACCAAAGCGAGCUCAAGAAGACGUUUGAGCAUGUGCGUGACGGCCGGCUCAGCGAGGCAGGCGCCAUGCUCUUCAGAAUGUCCGACUGGCUGUUGCAUUUUGCCGAAACACUGGCAGGUCUAGUGCGCGACGACGAGACAUACUACCAACAGCGUCUGCAGCUGUGGGAAGAGUUCAACACGUGCUGGCUCUCGACACUGCAGAAGCAGAAGACGAUGACGCAGGACAUGAUUAGCACAGGUCAGCGCCCGCCGAGCCCCAAGUCGCUGAUCGACUACGACUUUCUGGAGAAGAUGGGCACGCAGCUGGUCAAGAACUGUGACAGCAUGGAAAAGCACGGCUUGGUCGACUACCAGAUGGGCGUGUGGGAAGAGGAAAUUGUAGCAAUGUUGACGUGUUGCAUGGACCUCCUCGAGGAAGUAGGCGCGGGCUCGUCGGCAGCGCGACCGACGUCUACAGCACGGCGGCGAUGA